AACGAUGUGCAUGGAUAUUAUGAUGCCAUCCGAAGACGAAAUGAGUAACAUGAAAGAAAAAAUGAAAGAGUGCCUCGAAAAAGAAGGUCACACCCAUUUGACUUCACACCCUGCCUUGGCUUCCGACAAGAAGCCCCACCUAAAGCACGCGCUGUGCUUCCGCGAAGAACUCAAGGGUAUCUCGGCCGAAAGCCGAAGAUUGGUGUCGCUGUGCGCCCUCGAACACCAUGGAGUCCUGGAUGGCGAGGAGGUCAACGUAACUAAGGUCAUGGAACUUCUGCGAACAAAGAUUGAUGCAGCAGAGGAUUCAGUAGCAAAAGAGGUCUUAUCUACAGCCCUUUCCAACUUGUCUGAGGAACCCCUAGAAGCUGACCUAUUACAUUUCAUGGAGCUCAAGAAGUCUCUUAUGAACUCCUGCAUUAUGAACGUGGUUGCAAGCCUAACCGAAGAGAAACUAUUAGCGAAGUGUUCAAAUUCAUAAGUGUCUAAGGAAGCAUUGACUUUGCGAAUAUGGAUCCCUGGCUUUUGACUUGAUAUCUUCUACGAAUGAUACCCUCAUAAGGCAACACAGCAAACCUAUAAACAUUGUAGUCAAUAGAUGCAACAUCUUGACCCAUUUUCCUCCCAAAAUAAAGACUGCAGCAUA
Penaeus vannamei (Pacific white shrimp) is the source of this 646-nucleotide messenger RNA. RefSeq lists its product as uncharacterized. The record is from RefSeq and is a predicted model, not a curated record. Lineage: Eukaryota; Metazoa; Arthropoda; Malacostraca; Decapoda; Penaeidae.